CGGCACCUUUCCCAGCCCUCUUGACCGUCUUCCCACCCCACAGCUGGCAUUCCAGGGCAAACCUGAGCACCGGCACUCGCCCGGCUGUUCUGCCGUUCGGCUGCUGCUUGGCUAUUAUCGAGGCUCGUCCUCAGGGGUCUCCUUGCUUGCCACCGAGCCAACCGGACCCCAGGCUUCAAGAGAUGUGGCGCCGUGGGUCUGCCAUGACUUCACGCCCAGUACCACCACGGCUACAACGUGCCGCUGGCCAUGUAUAAGUAUCGCAGGUGCCUUGUGUUCGCUUUAGAUCAUUAAACCCAGAUGUCCCUCACCAAGAAACAGCAUCUUUACCCACAUCGAGACACUGAGAUCAAGUCCUUCCUCCAUCUCAACAUCACGACGAAUCCUCCACCAUAACCAUCGCCAACAUGAAGUUCUUCGCUCCCCUCACCCUUGCCGCUGCCGCCUCGGCCGCCACUCUCGAGCGCAAGCAGGAGAAGACCAAGAACAUCGGCGAAUUCUCCGCGGCCUGCAUUCCCCACUCCGUUAUGUGCUCGUACUCCUUCACCGUCUCGAACGACCCGUCGCUGCCGGUCAGCAACUGCGAGGCUUUCCUCGCUGGCCCGGACCGGCUGCCCCCUGUCGACGAGGGCAAAUGCGCCGAUAACUCCGCUUAUACCUGGACCACUGACCGCACCACCGACGGCGGCCUCGACUUCACCGUCUCCUUCCCGCUUAACUCGCGCUCCAACAUCACAUACUGCGCAACCCUGCCGGCCUCCGACUUUGUUGUUGACGACAACGGCUCUGUCCAGACUGAGCGCUAUACCGGCCCGACCGGCUUUGCCGCUACUGUUGACGCGUGUUUCCAGUAGGCGAGUACGACAUGAACCGGCCAAAAGACCUUAGGCUCUGUACAUAUAUUCUAAGAUAGUAUAUAAUCAAUCAUUCCGUGAUGACAUCAGAU
Messenger RNA from Microdochium trichocladiopsis, 946 nucleotides. RefSeq lists its product as uncharacterized. The record is from RefSeq and is a predicted model, not a curated record. Bases 408 to 854 code for a protein of 148 amino acids. Lineage: Eukaryota; Fungi; Ascomycota; Sordariomycetes; Xylariales; Microdochiaceae. The transcript has a single exon.